UAAUCCUCACGUGAUUAGAAGCUGACGUGAGCCCAAGUUGUUAUAUAUCCAGGUUUCUUUCUCCUCUGGGUACGAGCUCUUUACUGCCCUGAAUACUCGUGGCCAAGAAGAAGAGAAGUCCAGGAAUCUGUGUUCACAGAUAACCCCUGACAGGAAAACAAGUGAGAAACUACCCUGCGUUUAUUUACACAGUUAAUCAGGAAACAACGAAAUCAUGCAAAGGUCCUGCAACGAAAAAGAAGGGAAGCCCAAGUGCAGUGAGCCAAAGAGGGAGGAGGAACAUCCCUAUGGAGCCUUUGAAGGUCAGCGACUGGAAGGGAAUUUCAGACAGAGGCUGCUCCAGUCUCUGGAAGAAUUUAAAGAAGACAUAGACUAUAGGCAUUUUAAAGGUGAAGAAAUGACAGGAGAGGAAGAAGAGAUGGAAAGGUGUCUGGAAGAAAUAAGAAGUCUGAGAAAAAAAUUUAGGGCUCUGCAUUCUAACCGUACCCACUCUCGGGACCGUCCCUUUUAAUGCUGUAGCCUCAGAAAUUAUUCUCUGUUAUUAAUAUUCCCACUGCUUUCUGCUUUCACUCAUUUUCAUAAAUAUUUGCUAUCAUUUCAUGUUGAUACUUCAGUUUUGCUUUCAGCCAUGUAUAAACCUCAUGCUGUCCAUAUCUCUCACCUUUCAGUUCCAUCCCACCGAUUUAAUACGAUUUAUUUUUUGUUUAUUUGAAAGGACAAUCAUCUCGUAGUUUAUUUUAAACCAAAAACUGCACGCUAAAAAGCAUUAUGUGUACGUCUUAUGUGUUUCCUUAUGCAUGACACCAUGCCAAAGAGGUUAAUCUAUGUGAUCUGGAUUCUCUAUCUUACUUUCCACACAAUGAAUAUCUGUAUUUGUGUUAUUAAUUUUGUACCACAAAAGGGAAAACAGUUAGACAUAAAUGAAAGAGGUUUAUCAGUUGCUCUUGGAAAGCAGUGAAGCAGCAAACUUUUAAUAACAGAAGUAUAGGAAAAGCCAAUUGCAAAUUGCCUUUGGAUUUCUUAGGCAGAGGAAUAAACUGACCAUUAUAAAAUACAAA
Molecule: messenger RNA, 1058 nt
Organism: Rattus norvegicus (Norway rat)
Lineage: Eukaryota; Metazoa; Chordata; Mammalia; Rodentia; Muridae
Source: RefSeq, a predicted model, not a curated record